GCAUUUUUUGUUUAUGAGAAUAAUUUGACAACGAAGAGCAAAAAUGCAAAACCGAUAAAACCACUUUUUACGAUUUUUGAGGUAGGCAUGGAAAUCGGUUAAUUUCGAUAUGCUCUAUCCGUUUUAAAGGCAGAUAUGAGCAAAAGCCGCUAAAUCCUUAUGAAAAAUUGAGUUUAAAAAAGUUUGACGGGGAUUUUGCUCUAGAGGUUUUCCGUUUUAUGCAGAACUACGAAAAAUGGGUUCAUCAGUUUUUGCAUUUUUGCUCUUCAAAUAUAAGUGCUUGCCCACUAAGGGGAGGAGAGAUGUUUACAAAGAACAAAUUCCAAGUGAUUCACCACCAUCAUACAGAGGACAGUUGGUAAAGUACUCAUAUAAAAUCACAGUUGGCACUCAAAGAGUGAGUAGUCCUGUAAAACUUCUCAGAGUGCCAAUUAGAGUAUUACCAUUAUGUGAAGCUUUUUUGACCGAAGCAGUGGCGCUGUGCAAUGAUACUACUGAAGAGCUUACUCCUGCAAAUCCAUUUUUAGAAAUUAGACAAAAAGAACGACCUCUGGAACUUGCACUACAAAGUUUACAGAACAUAACGGCUCGCCGCAACCCUAACUUUUACAUGAUAACAAACACCUGGGGAAAAGUAACCAGAUUUUGCCUUUUCAAACCAGCAUAUAAACUAGGAGAAGAUAUAAUAGGAACUUUUGAUUUCACUGUAGCAACAGUCAGUUGCAUGCAAGUAUCAGUGUCUUUACAGUGCGAAGAAGAGACGAUAAUAGAUGAAGAUAAGAAUACCAAGCAAGUUAGAAACGUAACAUUUAGUAAACAUCAUGAAGUGUGUCUUGGUUACAAAUACACACAGCUAAUAUUACCGAUUCCAUUACAUGUCACCCCUGCUUUUAGCACCAAACUAGUUAGCUUGAAGUGGCGAUUACACUUUGAAUUUGUAACAAGUACCCAUAAAGAACUAUCAGGGCCAUCAUCGGAAGAUACUGAGUGGCAAGCACCGAGUGAAGUUCGUAUAGAAACAAUGGUGUGGAGCCUGCCUAUAAGAUUAUAUUCCACCACACCAAUACAUGUAGCUCAAGGCGUGCAUACCAAUACAAAAGCUUACUAUACGGUAGUUUUUUAAUGGGUAUUUAAGAAUCAAUUUUUUUUUUCUAAUUGUACUGUUGCGAAAAGAUAUAAUUAAAAAUAUAUAUUUUACAACCC
Molecule: messenger RNA, 1203 nt
Organism: Acanthoscelides obtectus
Lineage: Eukaryota; Metazoa; Arthropoda; Insecta; Coleoptera; Chrysomelidae
Source: the annotation of a GenBank genome assembly